UGCACCAAUCUAUACUGUAGACCCGCCAUGGCAGCUCCAGAUAGAUAUCGCUUUUGGAACAGGGAUGUUGCUGCUUGUCUCAACUACAUGCACAUCCUUCGUGAGCUUCGACGUAAUGGCAUGGUUCCUCAUAGGUUUCGCCGGGUUGCUGUUGCUCCUACAAGACGUCGAAGAAGAGUGGACGAUCAGGAGCAACCAAGAACUAGAAUACGCUUAGACGAUGAUUCUCCGUCCUAG
Messenger RNA from Rhizopus microsporus ATCC 52813, 237 nucleotides. RefSeq lists its product as uncharacterized. The transcript has a single exon. NCBI's taxonomy places the organism in Eukaryota, Fungi, Mucoromycota, Mucoromycetes, Mucorales, Rhizopodaceae. The record is from RefSeq and is a predicted model, not a curated record. The annotation marks the transcript as partial.